GGCUUGCAGGCGGCGGUCCGACAGCAGGCGCGUGGAGCGCGCAGACGAACCCGCGAAUGGGCUGCGCGUCAACGCGGGGCACGAGCGACAUGGCGUCUCCUUUUUAAAGCGCAGGAGCAGUGUGGUCCCGGAGCUCUCGACUCGAGCGUCUCAUAUUUUUGAACUUAGUUUCUCACGCUUUCCUGCUUGUUUUGGACCCGCUGGCCACUUUUGCAGAACAAGACACAGAGUAGGUAUCACCAUCAGGUUACGCGCUUUGAUCGCCGCCGCGCGCAGCCUUUGAUCCGCGGUGCGGUGGAGUCGGACUCGGCGGCGGGAUGAGGGGUGCGAGUCGCGCGGAGGAGCGGCGGCUGCUCGGGGGGCACUGACUGAGGACUCGGAGGAGCCGGGAGUCGAAGCGAAGCGCAUAGGAAGCAGUUUAAAUGCCAAAAUGGACGGGGAACAUCGGUGGAGAAGAUCACCUCUACUCAAGUUGCUGAUAGCAGGCUCUCUCCUGGUUCUCGUAACAGCCGAGGAGCUGAGAGAGUGCAGAGAGCAGGAGUACAAGGACCGGUUCGGGAUGUGUGCGACCUGCAAGCAGUGCGACGCCGGACAGGAGCUGUCAAAGGAAUGCGGCUUCGGCUACGGGGAGGAUGCCCAGUGCGUGGCCUGCAGGCCCGGCCGCUUCAAGGAGGGCCCCGGGCCGCACAAGUGCAAACCCUGCCUGGAUUGCGCCCUGGUUAACCGUUUCCAGAAGGGCAACUGCUCGAGCACCGCUAAUGCUGUGUGCGGAGACUGCAUGCCAGGGUUUUACAGAAAGACGAAGUUAAGUGGAUUUCAGGAUAUGGAGUGCAUACCAUGUGGUGACCCACCGCCGCCCUACGAACCACACUGCAGCAGCCGUGUGAAUCUUGUUCCCAUCACAUCCACGGUGACCAGCCCCCGAGAUGUGGCCUUAGCUGCGGUCAUCUGCAGCGCCCUGGCUGCCGUACUGCUCGCCCUGCUCAUCCUAUGCGUCAUCUACUGCAAAAGGCAACUGCUAGAAAAGAAACCCAAUGUGUCGUCGUCAUCCCAGGUCAGUCCCUACAAUGAAGCAGAACUGUUGUGUUUUGACCGUCGACAGGGACAUGACGCAACUUAUCGGACCUGCUGCCAGUGCCACCACAGCCCGAGCCAUACCUGUGGCCCGGUGCUGAUCCCCUCUCUGUGUUGUGAUGAGGCUUGCAGCCUGGACCAUAGCAGGGAGACAAGUCCCUUCCAUUCCCUGGUCAACUUGAGUGAAGGACAUCUGAACCAUGUUGAGGAGAAUAUGCCACUCUACCUUGGGGGGCUCUCCAACACCAUGGCUUGGGGGUCUGCAGAUUCAUGGCCACUCAUGCACAGUCACAGCUGCACAGAGAGCCUUGACCUCUCCCAGUGUGCCCUGGAGCCAAAGGAGAGGAAUUCAGGUCCUCUGGAUGAGGAGGAGAAGGGGGAUGAGGCGGUCUCCACAGCAGAGACCACAGAAUUAAGACCUGACCACAAUACAGAGGACCAGGGCUGCAUGGACAGUGGAAGCUCCACAGAGAACAUAUCUCAACCAAAGCUGCCACAGUCCUCAUCCUUAGAAGGAUGACAUAGAUUUAUUUUGCCCGUGUUGCACUCUUGAACCACCCUGGACAUGAAAGCAGCACCAGAGAUCCAGUUCCAGAUAACAACGGCCCACACACAAAUUCCAAAAAAGUACAGCGACAUGCCACCCCUUUCAAGUGGCACCUGACCUCCGGCCUUCCGGCUCGCAUCUGAAGGGACUAUGUAAAUACAUGCAAACAAAAGCACUUCAAGGCAAAAACACGCAAUGGCAAAGACAGAAAUUUAUAACCGUAUCGCUGAAUGGUGGGUCAAGGAGAUCUGCUCUCCACACACGGUGAAGUUAAAAAUGUCCACCAGGAACUGUUUAUUUUAUCGGGAGGACAAACCUUAAGUCAACAGCAAAAAGCAGAAGCUUUAUAUUGUUGCGUGAGAGAGGUGUUGCUGCAUGAAAAUGCUCCACCCCUAAAUGGAUGGCUUGCCAAACAGACAGACAGGUGGAACUGAGCGAAAAAACAAGUCGACAACCAAGAACUCUCAAUACCUAAAUAUUUUAGUUAGGCUUAUCUUUCCAUGGACAUAGCUGAAUGCGCCUUUUACAUGGUCGCUUGUUUUUAUUGAAAGUGAAUAAUUAUUCAAUAGCUCUUGGAGACUGAGAAGAAAAGCUUGACGACUCAUUCAAGUUCAUUCACAUUGAAGAGAACACCGUAGAAAAUACCGAACAAGGAAAGACAAUGAGGAAUGUCUGGAAGUGACAGUGAUAUCUAGUUUGUUGUAGAUAUUGUAAAAUAACUAAAUAGUUAUUUUUGUAAUGUAGAAACGACUACCCAGCAACAUCAAUAAUACUGCCUGUAUUUGAACGUUCUAUUUGUGUAGUAGUGAUUGGUAUACACAAAAUGACUUGUCUUUUGUUACAUCAUGUAUCAUUUUCUAUAUUUUGUAAAUAAAUCUUGCAA
This is a messenger RNA of Scleropages formosus (Asian bonytongue), 2504 nucleotides long. It is a transcript of the gene tnfrsf19, whose product is annotated as tumor necrosis factor receptor superfamily, member 19. Gene Ontology annotation, cellular component: plasma membrane. The record is from RefSeq and is a predicted model, not a curated record. Gene Ontology annotation, biological process: positive regulation of JNK cascade; positive regulation of canonical NF-kappaB signal transduction. NCBI's taxonomy places the organism in Eukaryota, Metazoa, Chordata, Actinopteri, Osteoglossiformes, Osteoglossidae. The coding region runs from base 431 to 1594 and encodes 387 amino acids. The transcript has 11 exons. Gene Ontology annotation, molecular function: signaling receptor activity; protein binding.